Molecule: messenger RNA, 546 nt
Organism: Heteronotia binoei (common prickly gecko)
Lineage: Eukaryota; Metazoa; Chordata; Lepidosauria; Squamata; Gekkonidae
Product: lysozyme C-like
Exons: 4
Coding region: 5-454 (149 amino acids)
Biological process (GO): defense response to Gram-negative bacterium; defense response to Gram-positive bacterium
Molecular function (GO): lysozyme activity
Source: RefSeq, a predicted model, not a curated record
AACUAUGAAGGCUUUCUUGCUGUUGUCCCUCCUCGCCUGCGUCCUCCCCAUGGGACAAAGCGAAAUUUUCAGCCGAUGUGAGCUGGCUCAGACUCUCCAGCAGAUGGGGUUAGACGGCUACGCCGGCUACAGCCUGGCUAACUGGGUCUGCACAGCCUUCCAUGAGAGCCGCUUCAACACGGCUGCCACACACUACAACAACUACGAUGGAAGCACCGACUUCGGUAUCUUCCAGAUCAACAGCCGUUACUGGUGCCAGUAUGGCUCUCAGCCCAGUUCCAACAUCUGUGGGAUUCAGUGCUCUGAACUCCUGACAAACAACAUCGCCACAGAUGUGGCUUGUGCUAAGAUUGUGGUUACCGACUCUGCAAACGGCAUGGGAGCCUGGGUGGCAUGGAGGUUAUACUGUCAAGGUCAGGACCUGUCUCAGUAUGUGGCAGGAUGCAACCUGUAAAGAAACACCGUCCCGUGGGGUCACCUGAGAUCCAAGAAAACAGACUUUCUUCUCUCUCCUCUCAUCAAGCGAGAUACCGCUUCUGCUCAAAU